UGUAGAAGCACACAAAUGCAGAAAUAAGCAGUUUUGAGUGAUCGAAUUACAUAUAAUUCUCCUCCGGCUGUCAAUAUAGCAAAGAUGCAGGUGAAUAUAACCUCAAUUCGGACAUCCUCGAAUGGAGUUUGGCAAGGCGAUAACCCCCUCGAUUACGCCUUCCCUUUGCUUAUUAUCCAAACCACCUUAAUCCUCCUCCUCUGCCGCCUCCUCGCCUUCCUCUUUAAACCCCUCCGCCAACCCAAAGUCGUCGCCGAGAUGAUGAGUGGAAUUUUAUUGGGGCCAUCAGCUUUCGGGCGAAACGAAGAAUUUAUGAGGAGAAUUUUCCCGAAAUGGAGUACUCCCAUCCUGGAAUCAUUAGCGACGGUUGGGCUCCUCUUCUUUCUUUUCCUGGUAGGCCUGGAGCUGGACUUGAACUCCAUACGGCGGGGCGGUCGCCGCGCCUUCGCAAUAGCUCUCGCCGGAAUUUCGCUGACAUUCGUAAUCGGGAUCGGCGUAACCUCUGUCUUCCGCCAAGCCGUCGACGGAGCAGACAAAGUCGGCUACGCCUUCCCUGUACGGGCUCGCGUGCUAGCCGAGCUCAAGCUCCUUACUACACACGUAGGCGAGACCGCCAUGGCCGCAGCGGCAUUCAACGACGUCGCAGCUUGGAUUUCACUCGCUCUAGCUGUCGCGCUCGCAGGUAAUGGCGGCGAUGGGCCAAAGAGAAGCCCGUUGAUUUCCAUAUGGGUUCUUCUAUCCGGCGUCCUUUUUGUUACUUUCAUGAUGGUGGCGAUCAAGCCCGCUAUGAAGUGGGUGGACCGGCGGUGCUCGUCGGAGCACGAUACAGGCGAUGAACCCUAUAUCAGCUUAACCCUCGGCGGUGUUUUGGUGGCGGGGUUUGCUACUGAUUUAAUCGGCAUACACGCGAUAUUCGGUGCGUUUAUUUUCGGGUUAAUAAUACCGAAAGGGGGAGAUUUUUCUCGGAGAUUAACGGAGAGGAUUGAGGACUUCGUGUCCGGUUUGUUGCUGCCUUUGUACUUCGCUCUGAGUGGGUUGAAAACUAACGUGGCGACGAUAAAGGGCGGAGGGGCGUGGGGACUGCUGCUGAUGGUGGUCACGGCUGCGUGUGCCGGAAAGAUCAUCGGAACUUUUGCUGUGGCAAUGAUGUGCAUGAUUCCGGCGAGGGAGUCUAUAACGCUUGGCGUGCUGAUGAAUACCAAAGGGCUGGUGGAGUUGAUUGUUCUGAAUAUUGGCAAGGACAAAAAGGUUCUGAAUGACGAGGCCUUUACAAUACUAGUGCUAAUGGCACUCUUCACUACAUUCCUCACUACUCCAGUCGUGAUGGCCAUAUAUAAACCCGCGCGUUGCGUCGCCGCCGCUGUGCACCGCCACCUGCAGUCUAUUUCCCGCGGCUCCUCCGACGAACUCCGAGUUCUGGCCUGUGUACACGGACCCAGCAACAUCCCCUCUAUCCUUAACCUCAUUCGAUUAACUCGCUCCACCAACAAAUCCUCCCGCCUAAAACUCUACGUUAUGCACCUUCUAGAGCUGACCGAGCGCUCCUCCUCAAUUAUUAUGGUCCAACGUCUGAGGAAAAAUGGCUUCCCUCUCAUCAGCCGCCUCCGCCGUGACGGCCAGUUGCACGACCAAGUCGCCCUUGCUUUCAAGGAAUACGGCCAAACGGGUCGGGUCAGCGUCCGCCCAGCGACGGCUAUAUCAGCGUUGGCAUCAAUGCACGAGGAUAUCUGCCAUGUUGCGGAGAAGAAGAUGGCGGCGAUGAUUCUUCUGCCAUUUCAUAAGCGGUGGAGGAAGAUCAACGGCGAGGAUGAGGAGGAAUCUCUGGGGCAUGGAUGGAGAUGGGUGAAUCAGAGAGUAUUCAGAGAGGCGCCUUGCUCAGUGGCUGUGUUGGUGGACCGUGGAUAUGGAAAUGAGGUCCAGAAGACUGCGGCCGCUGCCACGGCGUUGCAGAACGUAUGUGUCAUUUUCUUUGGUGGGCCAGAUGAUAGGGAGGCGUUGGAGUUGGGUAGUCGGAUGGCGGAGCACCCGGGGGUGAAGGUGGCAGUGAUAAGAUUUAGGGAGAAGUAUCGAGUGCUAAAUCCAUCGGUUGAGAACAGCAGAGGAACCGAGGAGGAACAUGAUGAGGAAGCAUUGGCAGAAUUCAGAAGGAGAUGGGAAGGCAGAGUAGAGUUCACAGAGAAAUUAGCUGUCGACAUAGUAGACCAAGUUUUGGCAAUUGGGACAAGCGGAGAAUACGACAUAAUAGUUGUGGGAAAUGGCCGGCGCCCCUCCAGCAUGGUGGCCGCCCUAGCAGACCUUGCCGUUGAGCACCUGGAGCUCGGCCCGGUUGGAGAUGUGUUGGCGUCGUCAGGCCGAGGCAUUGCCUCCUCGGUGCUAGUGGUUCAGCAACACGUCUCAGAAGAGUUGCAGGUUUCAAAGAUCAGUCCAGAGGAUGAUGUUCAUGAGCAAAUUUCAAGUGCGGUCUAAAUCGAUUUUAGAAAGGGAGUGGUUAUGGUUAUGGAUUUAAAUUGUUGUUUGUGAGAUGGAAUCUGUAUUUUGGUUGUUGUGGUAAACUAUGAGUUUUGUAAUGGGAUAAUUAUUAUAUUUACAUUCCUAUUUUGUGUUCUAUUUACAUAAAUUAUUCA
Messenger RNA from Sesamum indicum (sesame), 2624 nucleotides. RefSeq names its product cation/H+ exchanger 20 (gene CHX20). Gene Ontology annotation, molecular function: antiporter activity. NCBI's taxonomy places the organism in Eukaryota, Viridiplantae, Streptophyta, Magnoliopsida, Lamiales, Pedaliaceae. Gene Ontology annotation, cellular component: endomembrane system; membrane. Gene Ontology annotation, biological process: regulation of pH; proton transmembrane transport. The record is from RefSeq and is a predicted model, not a curated record.